Cinara cedri is the source of this 793-nucleotide messenger RNA. The record is from the annotation of a GenBank genome assembly. Lineage: Eukaryota; Metazoa; Arthropoda; Insecta; Hemiptera; Aphididae.
AUGUCAUUUACGUUUGGAACAGAUAUCGAACCAUUUCUUGUAAAAAACUUUAACAUAGAAUCCACAAUCGGUAAGUACAUAUUUGUAAAUAUUAUUUUUACGUUUUAGUUAUUAAUUUUAUGUGUUGCUAAUUUAGUGAAUAACAUAAUCAUUUUUUUCUACAAACUAGGUUUGUUAACAGUAUGCAUUGGUUUAAUAGCGCUGGCAGUAGUAUUCGAGUCUCUAAAGACUGUACACUUUAUGAUGAAAGUACACAGACGAUUGUUAUGUUGUAGUCAGCCAAAUUGCAAAGAAUAUGCUAACAAAGAUGCAUUUACAAUAACAUUUCGCAUGAAAUUAUUUGAGUGAGUUAUCUAAGCAGAUAUGACUUAGGAUUGAAAUAUUAUUAAAAAUGUGUUUUAUAAUAUUAUGUAGCUGUGUAAGGUCACUGGGAAUUUACAUGUUUCAAAUGUUGGUUGGAUAUAUAUUAAUGUGUGCAGUAAUGACAUUCAAUGGAUUCAUAUUUGUUGCCACUGUUGGCGGAUAUGGUUUGGGAUAUUGGUUAUUUGGUUUAACCAUGAUGCAAUUAUCAGCAAAAAAUUUACUAAAAUCUCAAGAUGUUCCAAUUAAAUGUAAAAACUGUACUACAAUUGACAUAAGUAAGGGUUUUAAAUAUCAUUAUAAUUUAGUGUAUUACAAAUGUUUUUUGGUUACAGAAAACGAUUCUGUGGAGGACAGUACUAGUACUGAUAUAAGUUAUGAUUUGCCUGGUCCAAGUUCUAGGAUUCAAGUAGAAAUACACCACAGAUUAUAA